Molecule: messenger RNA, 4526 nt
Organism: Sarcophilus harrisii (Tasmanian devil)
Lineage: Eukaryota; Metazoa; Chordata; Mammalia; Dasyuromorphia; Dasyuridae
Gene: IKBKE
Product: inhibitor of nuclear factor kappa B kinase subunit epsilon
Exons: 21
Coding region: 1413-3755 (780 amino acids)
Biological process (GO): peptidyl-serine phosphorylation
Cellular component (GO): cytoplasm
Molecular function (GO): ATP binding; protein serine/threonine kinase activity
Source: RefSeq, a predicted model, not a curated record
UAGACCCUGGCAGGUGGGGCUUGAUUUGGUUGGUUUAAUUCUCCCUUCCUCAGUGCCCAGCUCUGCUGGGUGCCUAGCACUCCACUCAGGAAGCAAGUGCUUAAUUCUUUUGCAUUUAUUUAUCUGUAUAACUGCCGCGUGUCUAUACCCUAUGCCCCAGCCCUAGUAUGCAGGCUUUCUGAGGGUAUGUGUAGUUUUCUUUCCAUUAUUUUUUUUUCUCCAACCCUAAGGCAUGAUCUUACCUGUAGGGUAUCUUGCAUGCUCCUUGAAUCUGUUAAUUUCUGACUUCAGAGCUGAGAAAUAAAGUCCAGCUACUAAAUUUUUAAUUCAGCAAAUAUUUACUAAGUACUUGCCAUUUGCUCCACUGCAGGGAUAGAAAGAUGAGGAAGUUUCCCGGUCCUCAUGGAGUUUCCAGUCUUAGUUUAAAUCUAAUAUAAUCAGGAGAGAGCAGGACUCAGGGGUGCUUGUGAGCAUUUUCAGCUGCUUAAUAGGCCCUCUUUUGUCACCUUUUCCUGUAGCUGGGGUUUACUUCACGGGUAGUAGGUAGAAUUUAAGUACAUUCGGAGGAUCCCUCACUUCUCAUCCCCAAGGCAACCAAUGCUCCCUUGCUGAUUCCCAUUGACCAGAUAAAUUCAUUCCUGUUAGAUUUUAGAGACCUGAUGUCUUACUUAACAAUUUAAAAAUUAAGUCUCUCCGGGCCUCAACUGCAUCUCUACAAAAUAAAAAGAACACUUUCCUUAAGGAGGGAAAGUCCGUUCCAGCUCUAAGAGCCAGGAUUCCCAGACCAGUGUAAAUGUUGAAUUAAAGUCCAUUGGGUAUUUGCUUUUUUAGAUAGCAAAUUCAAAACAGGAUAUUUUGGGGAGAUGCAUUAGAACGCUCUAUGAUCUCCCCUCUCUGACUCUCUAUUAAAACAUUAGCUAGAGAAUCUUCUUCAGUCUUGUUACAUACACUGGGGUUGGUCAUGAUUUCACUUUGGACUCAGAGAUUUUCCAAAAGUAAUAACUUUGGAAGAAAUAGCCCUCAGGAAGACAGGAAUGGAUGCUGGGAUAGGGAUGGAGCUAAGGGAUGUCUGUGUCUUGUUAUUCCUUUUUCCCUACGUGCAAUAUGUCAAACUCCCAAGACAAUUGCCUGGGAGGCGGUGGUUUGCUGAAACAGGAAGUGGUGGGUUCCCCUGGUGAGCCAAUGGGGAAGGGUUCCAGCUCGUGUUGAAAUUUUGGAGAUUUUUGGUGUUGUGGUUUAGGCUGCCUGACCUUGGGGCCCUUCCCCCAACAUUGUUUCUGCUUCCUGGUAUAAUCCCAAGUACAGUCAUCAGUAACUUUCAGUGUUUAAGGCCUUGGGAGACAGAGCUGAAGCCAGAAGUUUCUCUCUGAAAACUGGUCCAUUUGGUGAGAAAGUUCUUAGGAGAAAGGUGCAUGGUGGGGAGAUGCCCAGAUUUUAGGAAAAUUGGUUCAAAUGUUUGCUCUGUUAGGACUGAGCUGUGUGACCCUCAGAAGUCCCCCCUAUCUGUGCAUCAAGAUUUCUUCUCUCUCCUUCUAAAAGCAGAAAGGACUGGGAUACUGCAAACACUGGAAAUGCAAAGCACGGCCAAUUACCUUUGGCACACGGACGAUCUCCUGGGCCAGGGUGCUACUGCCAGCGUGUACAGAGCUCGAAACAAGAAAUCUGGAGAACUUGUUGCUGUGAAAGUGUUCAACAAUGCCAGCUACCUACGCCCCCGAGAAGUGCGCAUGAGGGAGUUUGAAGUCCUGAGGAAGCUGAAACAUCAAAACAUCGUCAAGCUGUUCGCGGUAGAGGAGAUGGGCGGCGAUAAGGAGAAGGUGCUGGUGAUGGAAUACUGUUCCAGUGGUAGCCUGCUCAGUGUGCUGGAGAACCCGGAGAACACCUUUGGCUUAGCAGAGGCUGAGUUUCUGGUAGUCCUGAGCUGUGUGGUGGCCGGCAUGAACCACCUCCGAGAGAAUGGCAUCGUUCACAGGGACAUCAAGCCUGGGAACAUCAUGAGACUUUUAGGAGAAGAUGGACAGAGCAUCUAUAAGCUGACAGACUUUGGGGCUGCCAGGGAGCUUGAAGAUGAUGAAAAGUUUGUCUCUGUCUAUGGGACAGAAGAAUACCUGCACCCAGAUGUCUAUGAACGAGCAGUGCUCCGGAAACCUCAGCAGAAGGCCUUUGGGGUGACGGUGGAUCUGUGGAGCAUUGGGGUGACUCUGUACCACGCAGCCACAGGCAGCCUCCCUUUUGUCCCCUUUGGUGGGCCUCGACGCAACAAGGAGAUCAUGUUCAAGAUCACGACAGAAAAACCAACUGGGGCCAUUGCAGGAACCCAAAAACGAGAGAAUGGUCCCCUGGAGUGGAGUUACAAACUGCCUAUCACCUGCAGGCUAUCCUUGGGAUUGCAGGCCCAGCUGGUGCCUAUCCUUGCCAAUAUCCUGGAGGUGGAUCAAGAGAAGUGUUGGGGGUUUGACCAGUUCUUCGCUGAGACCAGUGACAUCCUUCAGCGGAUCGUGGUCCAUGUAUUUUCUCUGUCUCAAGCUGUCCUGCACCAUGUCUACAUUCAUGCCCACAACACGAUAGCCAUCUUCUUGGAGACUGUGUAUAAGCAGACCAGCGUGGAGCCCAGCCACCAGGGGUACCUCUUUGAAGGCCAUCCUUGCCUCCUGGAGCCCGGCCUUCCUGCCCAACAUCUGGCCCAUACCACGGAGCACAGCCCUUUGAUCCUGUUCAAUGAAAAUAAUGAAAAUCCCAUCGGCCUGGCCUUCAGAGACCCAUCCCUGGAUGUUCCCAAGUUUGUGCCCAAGGUGGACCUGCAGGCUGAUUACAACACAGCUAAGGGUGUGCUGAGCGUGGGGCACCAAGUGCUGCGAAUCUCCAGGACACUGCUGGACGGUCAGGAAAUGAUGCUUCGGGGGCUGCAUUGGGUGGUGGAAGAGCUCAAGACAACAUGUGGGCGGACCCUGGAGACCACUCAGUCAGCUCUCUUGUUCCUGAGCCCCAGUCUGGGCACUGAGGGCUUCACCUCCAUGACUGGGGAGGAGAUACCAGAACUGAAGGAGGCAGCAGACCUGAAGUCCAAGCUGCAGACUAUUAAUGAGAUCCUUUCCAGAUGUUCUCAAAAUAUUGUGGAGACUCAAACUAGUCUAACUAGCCUGUCCUCUGAGCUGGUGAAGAACUGGGAUCAGGUACAUGAAGACAGAAGCACCCAUCGCAUUCAAUGCUGCCUGGACAAGAUGAAUGUCAUCUACAAACAAUUCAAGAAAGCCAGGAUGAGACCAGGGUUGGGAUACAACGAGGAACAGAUCCACAAGCUGGAUAAGGUGAACUUUGGACAUUUAGCUAAAAGACUCCUUCUGGUUUUCCAAGAGGAUUGUGUGCAGAAGUAUCAGGCAGCUCUUCUCAUCCACAGCAAGAGGAUGAGGACAGUGCAUGAGACAAGGAAACAUCUCUACCUUGUCAGCAGCUCAGUAGCCACUUGUCAGAAAGAAGCACAAGAAGCCCAGGGGCAACUCAGCAAGGUACUGGAUCGGUUAUCUCGUCGGCUUUGGCAGGGCAGAAUGAAAGCUGCUCAGAGUUCUUCUCCUCCUUUUGCUGCUUAUUCCAGACCAGCACCAAAGGACCUGGUUCUUCACAUUCAAGAACUCCGAGAGGAAAUGAAGUUACUAGCCUUUGAUCUCCAAUACAAUAAUCAGAUCAUUGAGAGGUUAAGUACAGACCCCCCCACCCCUGGGUCUUUGAGAGCUGAGAGUGAUGUGGUGGAAUCCUGAACUUAAGAAACUGAGUUCGUCAACACCAUAGGGAACUGGACACAGGGCAAGGCUGGGCUCCAUAUUUGACCUCAUCCUAUUUCCCUUCAGGCCGUCAGGGGUCAGAAUUGCCUCUCACUAUUCUUUCCCAUGGGUUCAAUUACACUAAGGACCUACAACACCAGAGAUCUGUGAAACACGCUGGAUUUCCAUGUACUGAGAAGGUCCUGCUUAAGGCUGACCUCUGUGUUAUAAAAGUUUGGUCCAUGUAUAUCCCUGCCUUGUGCCCUUCAGCUCAUAUAGGGAUUGGGAAGAUAAGAUGGAGACACCCCUUCCUGGCCCCUUCAGAUUCAGAGGUUUGCUACCCUAGGAAGCUGGGAAGAAACCGCUAGAGAUUUUCUGUGGAUGCUGACCUAAGAUGCUGCCUUCCUUCCUCUGAACGUAUCUGAUGAGAGGCAAUACAUCAUUCUGUUCUGUCCCAUUUCUCCUUAAACCUGAUGUGUUCGGGUGGAAAGUUUCCUGGCUAUUCUUUGGCCUAAGUCCAGAUCGGUAGAGUCAGACUGUAAGAGGAAAUGUAAUCAUUCCUCUAGAGUGAGGACUGAAUACCUGGGCUGUUCCAUAUACUUCUUUCUGAGAUGCUUCAGAAGGGCCUGGACAAACCAACCAACCAAGAUCGCCCUGCCAGCUAGCAGGAACCCACAUAUUCCGAGUUUGAAAGUAAUGGAGAAGUGGACCUGAAGGCCGUCGGGAAAAGGACCUCAACCCCACUGAAUAAAAACAUGGCUAACUUUU